GCCCGCGCCGGCGGCGCAGCGCUGCUCGCGGGCGGAGGAGGCUGCCCAGCGCGCGCGUCCGCGCGCGGUGUGCGUGGGCAGAUGGCGCUGCGCAGCCCGCCGGGGUCUGCGCGCAGCUAUGGUCAGGGGCCGCGGGCGCUGCGGCCCAGCCCGAGGAGCUUGCCACCGGCGUCUGGGCGCAGAUCCAGGUCGACAAGGGGUAGCGGACGGGGAGGCGGCAGGCUGCGGCAACUGCGGGCGGCCGGUGGAGGCGCACGCCAGGUUCUGUGCGGGCUGCGGCGCCCAGGCCGGCGGGCAGCAGGUGCAGCUGCAGUUCUGCACCUGCGGGCGGCUCCUCUCCGCCCACGAGCGCUUCUGCGCCACCUGCGGCCGCCCCGCGGCGGAGGAGGGCCACGCCCCGCCCUCCCGCCGCGCCUCCCGCAGCCCCUCCCCGCGCUCCGAGCUGGGGGCCUCGCCGCGGAGCUGGAGGGCGUCGCCGCGGGGCCUCACGCGUCCCCCCGGGCGCUGUCCCCGAGGACUGUGGCCAGCAUACUUAGCCAGGUCAGCCCUCGCAGCCCGCGCAUGGGCAGGCGCGGCCGCCCCGAUUGGGUGCCGCCUCUGUCGGCGUACGGGGCGCGGUCCCCAAGGGCGGACACGCUCGGGAACGGCAUCCCCGAGUACCAGCAGGAGGAAAGGCCUCACAUGUGGCCCUCGGCCUGGCCGGGCACGCCGCCGAUGAUGAUGAUGCUCCAGCCUUCGCCUGGAAGGUCUGUCAGAAGCCACUACGCCGCCUCGUCGGCGGCGACUUCCGUGGAUGACCUCCAGAUCGUCCCGUACAGCGGCGAGGCUCCACGAGGGAAAAAUAAGAGACAUCAGCUGCCGGAGAUCCGCGCGGAUUUCGUCGACUUGCGCUGGAGUCCCCUGGCGUUGCUCCUAGCGCCGCCCCUCGCGCCCUCGGCGCGCCAGGGAGGGGGGGGGCCAGUGCAGAUUCAAGAAAUCCACGCGGACCUCCGACAGCUUUUGCUUCUGCUGUUUUUGUUUUUCCUCUACAGUCGCAGACCAGCGACGCCCCGUCCAUCCCACCCACGCCGCAGGAGAUCCGGGCUAAACGCAAUAGUCAGUUCACCCCGAACGGCCCGGUGCUCACCCCGAACGGCCCGGUCGUGGGCAUGGCGAUGUUGGAGGACGACCCAGAGAUGA
Molecule: messenger RNA, 1179 nt
Organism: Prorocentrum cordatum
Lineage: Eukaryota; Dinophyceae; Prorocentrales; Prorocentraceae
Source: the annotation of a GenBank genome assembly